AUGCUUUUUGCGGACGAUAUAGAGCUAGUUGCUGAAACUAGACAAACCCUAAAUGCGAGGCUAGAGGAAUGGAGAAUAGCGUUAGAAGGCAAUGGUUUAAGGAUUAGUCGGUCUAAGACUGAAUACCUUUAUUGUAAUUUCAGUGGUGCAGGUGACAACGAGGACACUCAGGUUAUCAUUGAAGGUCAAGUGGUCCCACAAACGACUAAGUUCAAGUACUUAGGAUCGUUUGUGCAAAGGGACGGGGAGAUAGAUAGUGAUGUAUCUCACCGCAUCCAGGUUGGCUGGUGUAAGUGGAGAGCAGCCACUAGGACAUUGUGCGACAGGAGGUUCCCGACAAAAUUGAAGGGAAAAUUCUAUAGGAUAGCAGUUCGACCAGCUAUGUUAUACGGGACAAAGUGUUGGGCCAUCAAGAAAACUCAAGCGCGCAAGAUGGAGGUAGCGGAGAUGAGAAUGUUGAGGUGGAUGUGUGGCCACACGAGGUUAGACCGAAUAAGAAGUGAGGUUUGUAGGGAUUGGUUAGGAGUAGUUAGUAUAUCAGACAAGUUAAAAGAGGGGAGAUUGAGAUGGUUUGGGCAUAUGAAGAGGAGGCAGUUAACAGAACGAGUUAGAGCAAUGGAAACCAUAACAGUGGAAGGAAGAAGGGGUAGAGGCAGGCCCAAGUUGACUUGGGAUGAAAGACUUAGGAAAGAUUUGGUAGAGUUGCACCUCUCUAAGGACAUGGUUCAGGAUAGGAGUUCGUGGAGACGUAGGAUUAAGGUUAAGGACUUGUAG
Helianthus annuus (common sunflower) is the source of this 774-nucleotide messenger RNA. RefSeq lists its product as uncharacterized. The transcript has a single exon. NCBI's taxonomy places the organism in Eukaryota, Viridiplantae, Streptophyta, Magnoliopsida, Asterales, Asteraceae. The record is from RefSeq and is a predicted model, not a curated record. The coding region runs from base 1 to 774 and encodes 257 amino acids.